This is a messenger RNA of Diaporthe batatas, 3363 nucleotides long. RefSeq lists its product as uncharacterized. The record is from RefSeq and is a predicted model, not a curated record. Gene Ontology annotation, molecular function: catalytic activity. The transcript has 4 exons. Bases 1 to 3219 code for a protein of 1072 amino acids. Lineage: Eukaryota; Fungi; Ascomycota; Sordariomycetes; Diaporthales; Diaporthaceae.
AUGGCCGACCCCGAGUUCAGCAUCUUGACGCCGAUCGGCAUGCUUGGCUACGGCUAUAGCAUCGAAAAUUUCUGGUACGCGAUCGAGGAGUAUCGUCCUGAGGCAAUCAUUGUCGACAGCGGUUCCACCGACGGCGGUCCUUAUAAGCUCGGUAUGGGGAAAAUGACUUCCAGUCGUAGCUCUUAUGUCCGGGACUUGGAGCCCAUCCUGGCCGCUUGUUUCCACUAUAAAAUCAAAGCCCUUAUAGGUUCAGUAGGGGGCGAUGGCAGUGACAAGCAUGUGGAGGAGAUGCUGGAUAUUGUGACCGAGAUUGCCCACAGGCUUGGGUUCAGCUUCAAAGUUGCUACUAUUACUGCAGGCGUCGACCGCCACCUGGUGAAACAAAGGAUUGCCGCCUCAAAAGUCCACCCUUGUGGCCCUGUUGAAGAUCUUUUACCUGACGUUGUCGAUGGUGCGGUCGAUGUCGUCGCUCAGAUGGGUGCAGAACCUUACAUGGAGGCUCUCAAGAGGGAUCCAGACAUUAUUCUGGGUGGCCGUUCCUACGAUCCUGCACCCUUCGCAGCCUUCUGUCUCUCGAGAAAUGUGUCCCGGGGCGUAGCGUGGCACCUAGGGAAGAUAAUGGAGUGCGGUGCUGCCUGCGCGGUCCCAAAGGGGCAGUCGAUCAUUGCCACCAUACGUCGUGACUCUUUCGACCUUACCCCGGUGGCUCCAGGCGAGAGAUGUACUCCUCUGUCGGUGGCUUCGCACACACUCUACGAAAAGACACGACCAGAUCGUCUUCCUGGUCCAGGAGGAAUAUUAAGUUUAGAUGCUGCCAAGUACAACCAGUUAACGGAGAAGACCACAAGGGUCUCCGGAGCAGAGUUCGUACCGACCCCAUACCAGGUCAAACUGGAAGGUGUAACGCAUCUCGGCUACCGCACAGUCUUCUUCGGCGGUAUUCGGGACCCCAUUUUGACCAGACAGCUCGGGGACUUCCUUGGAAGAGUCCGUUCGUACGUACAGGAACGAUUCUCAGGCCUCGACAAGUCUGACAACUGCCGCCUGAUAUAUCACGUUUAUGGCCAUAACGGUGUGAUGGGGCCCCUCGAGACACAAACAAAAACAGAUGCACAUGAGAUUGCGAUACUCGGUGAAGUUGUUGCUCCUACUCAAGCUCUAGCUUCCACCAUCGCCAACUACGUCAGAACAUGCAUACUUCAUGCUCCGUAUCCCGGCCAGAUGGCCACGACAGGAAACUUUGCCAGUCCCUUAUCACCACAUGAACAAGAAGCUGGUGCCGUGUUCAAAUUCAGCCUUUACCACCUAGUCGACCUCGAGGAAGACAAUCACAGAGGAUCGGAAAGCCACACUGCGGAAUGGCGCAUUAUUUCCAGUUUGUAUGCAUUACAAUGCCGAAGUUUUAUGUCCAGGUUGCUAAAUGUCUCGGUGGUAGCAAAGAAGCAGGCCCCAAAGACAGAUGCUAAGAUGAGCGAGCUUGCUCGCGUAAUCCGAUCAAAAAACGCCGGUCCCUUCGAGCUGACGUUCGACAUCUUGUUUGAUGAAGAUAUUUACCAGAGGGUUCGUGACGCCAAAGUACUGGACAACAAGGUAAUUCAGCGACUGUAUGGCGUCGAAGAGGAGGACAUAAUGGUGAAUAUGUUCUAUGAACCGGCUCUUGCCUGGAAGUGUACCAUCAAGCGACCAUGGGCCCAGGGAAGUAUCGGGGAGAGAGACACGCUCGGAACACAGCAGCACGCGCCAUUGCUGAGCAUAGAAGUGCCAGGCAUCAAGGUUGAACCACCUACUACCAUUGGUACUCGGGACCGUGCUGGAUUCCUUGCCGGGGAUAUUGUUCGCGAGAUAUGGGCGGGAUUACAGCUCCCACAUGGCGCCCUCGAGUCUCUCGAGCUCCCCGGGGAUGAUGGAAAGCCUGCGUUGCCUUCAUCUUUCAAAAUUGGGUCUCUGGCACAAGCCACUAUCGCUGUUUCGGGGCUGGCUGCUUCUCUCAUCCACUCACUGCGGAAAUGCUGCCCCGUUCCAAACGUCACAGUCCCCGCAAUGCAUGCCACAAUCGAAUACAAAUCAGAAAGGCUUUACACCCUCAAUGGAAAACCAGCGCCGGACCCAGAGGGCCAGAUCGGCGGUCUUCACAGGACCUCUGACGGGCAUGUGCGCAUUCACGACUCGUUUCCUCACCACCGGGAUGGCGCUCUUCGGUUACUCGGAUUACCAUUGACUGCAAGUCACGCCGAUGUGUCGGAGAAGACUGCAGAGUGGACAAGCGUGGACCUCGAGUCUGUUGGCCUUGAUUCGCAGCUGGCAAUUUACGCCUUACGCUCCUACACCCAGUGGGACGUACUUCCUCAAGCGAAAGCAGUUGUGGACUUUCCCAUUUCCGUCCUUCAGAUCGCCCCAGGACCGAUUGGAAUCCCACAACACCUGGGUCACGGUGAUGACAAGUGCCUGCGGGGUCUUCGCGUGAUUGAGAUGAGCCGCGCGAUUGCUGCGCCUCUAGCGGGCAAGACACUCGCAGCCCACGGAGCCGACGUAAUAUGGGUAACCUCGCCAAGCUUGCCGGCCUUGCCGGCCAUGGAUAUUGAAUUCGGGCGAGGAAAGCGUACUAUCAAGCUCGAUGUCCGUCGUGAUCACGACUUGCAGAAACUUCUGGACCUUGUCCAAACCUGUGAUGUCUUCAUUCAAGGGUUCCGGCCGGGCACUUUGGCGGCCAAGGCUCUCUCGCAAGACGAGGUUGCGGCCGUGAAUCCCGGGUCUGCAUUUGGACCUGGAGGCCCGUGGUCUAACCGCAGAGGAUUCGACUCACUCGUCCAGACGUGCUCGGGGAUGAAUGUGUCCGAGGCGGAGCAUCGUGGGGCAGGUGAGGCUGCGCGAGACACCCCGUGCCAAGCUUUGGACCACGCCAGUGGAUAUUUCCUGGCCUCGGGGAUUAUGGCUGCGCUAUACCGACGAUUCACAACAGGUGGUACACAUUCGGUGCAUGUGUCCCUGGCCGGAGUGAUGAAAUAUCUUCGGACUCUGGGGCAGUACCCGGGCAGGUCGGGAUUUGAAGCGCCCGAUUUCGAAACAGCAGCGGAUGUGGAAGACUACCUGGAGACACGCAUGAGUGGCUUUGGGGAGCUGAGGGCGGUUCGGCACAGUGUGACUUUGCACGGGUGCUCAACAUCGUGGGAUAUCAUGCCCAGGCCCCUGGGGAGCGACAAGGCGGAAUGGCUUGUGUGAGAAGUGCUGCUGGCUUCUUCGGAUACCGUCCUACAGUUUGCUCCCAAUGCCCUGUCUCUAGGAGAGUCGUCUGGGGCAGGCGCACAAGCACACCCGAAAAAGCCUUGCACUAUCACAUUGAGUUAUCAGCAGGACUUAGCGAAG